Symbiodinium natans is the source of this 1479-nucleotide messenger RNA. NCBI's taxonomy places the organism in Eukaryota, Dinophyceae, Suessiales, Symbiodiniaceae. The record is from the annotation of a GenBank genome assembly.
AUGGCCCGUGAGCUGGGACAGGGGGAUGAGGACAUGGAAGUUGUUGGAUGGGAUGGUGGUGCCGAAGGGCAGGAGCUGGACACAGAUUUCCAGACCGGGGAUUGCCUGGAAGUGGAGUUCGAGGAUGAUGAAGCCCCAGAUGAUGACGGAGGCGAUGAUAUGGGAGACGAGGAGGUUGGCGUCAUCCCAGAGAACGAGAUCUACUCUGAUGAGGAGGCUGGCCCAUCAGCCGAUGACGCUUUGGCGAAAGUCGUUCAUGAGGAGAGCGUGUUGUCGGUGGCCAUUUGCCCUACCGACAGGAGCAUGGUGUUGACCGGUGGACAGGAUGAUGUCGCUGUACUCUGGUCGAUAGAAGAGAAGGAUGGUGCCCUCAAGUGCAACCAAAGGUGUCGCCUGCAGGGACACACCGACUCAGUCGUGGAGGUGGCCUUCAGUACGGAUGGGGCAUAUGCAGCCACCGGGUCCUACGAUGGCACCGUGAGGAUCUGGAACUCUGCCGACGGUUCUUUGGUGCAGCACCUGGAAGGGCCCUCCAAGGAGAUCGAGUGGAUCCUGUGGCAUCCGAAGGGCCAUGCCAUCCUCGCUGGAUCCAACGACACGAUGGCGUGGAUGUGGUGGGCCCCCAGUGGCAAGGUCAUGCAGAUUUUUGCAGGCCAUGCCGCAGGUGUGACUUGCGGAUGCUGGGGCCUAGGCGGCAAGGUUGUCGUCACUGGUUCUGAAGAUCAUGGUGUCAUCGUGUGGAAUCCUCGUGCGGGAACUCCACAGCACCACAUCAGAGAGGUUCAUGAAAGCCCGAUCAUCUCUAUUUGCUCACAUCCCGAGUCGCCAAUCGUCGUGACGGGCGCCGAGGAUGCAACGGCCAAAGUUCUGCAGAUCGAGACCGGCAAGGUGCUUGAGCCCUUGCCUGGCCACAUCGAUUCCGUGGAAGCUGUUGCGUUCAGCAAUGCGCCCCCGAAAAGCACUCUCUUGCUGGCUACUGGAAGCAUGGAUGGCACUGUGCAGGUUUGGGAUGCCAAGUCCAUGGACCUCCGCUGCACCAUCAAGGAUCACUUCGAGAAGGGUGGCGUUGUCAAGCUCAAGUGGCUGCCUGGGUCGUCGUUUGGCAAUUGGUUCUGCACGUGCUCCACGGACAAGACAUUGAGACUGUUCAACGGCUUGUCUGGCGAGUGUCUCCGGACCCUACAGGGUCAUUCUGAGACCAUCUUGGGUUUCGACUUGUCCGUGGGCGAGGUGAAUGGAAAGCCACAGCUCGUUGUGGCUUCCGCGUCUGAGGACAAGAGCAGCCGAAUCUUUGUCGUGGCGUUGUGGACGGCUGGUGCUGAGGUUGGCACAAGCGUAAUGAGCCCCACAGGUGGCUACAACUCGUUUGGCCUGCCAAAUGCUCGGAAGACUCCCCCAUCUACGGAAAAGCUUUCCACAUUGGGGUUUCAUCUGCAUCAUGGGCCGUGUACAGGAUCUUCAAUUUUGUGCCCCGCGUAG